AUGUCAAAACUUGCAACAAUUUCUCCAGAGACCGAACCAUUUGUGUCUCAACCAACAGAAACAACAAUAAUUCCAAUAAAAGGUUCACCUGUUGAUGUUCAUCAUUCAUCUGGUUCAGUUAUUAUAUCAAAUGAACACUUUCAAGAAUUAUUAAGUCGUAUUGGAAAUUUAACUAGAACUCAAUCUGGAAUAGCAAAUCCAGGUGCACUUGGUCUUGGUGCAUUUGCACUAACAACAUUUAUGCUUUCAGUAUUUAAUGCUGGUUCAUAUUUAAUCAGUGAUAAAUUAGAACCAGUUGUUUUACCAGUUGCAUUAUUUUAUGGUGGUUUAGCUCAAUUUUUAGCUGGUAUGUGGGAAUUUAAACUAAAUAAUACAUUUGGUGCAACAGCAUUUACAAGUUAUGGAGCAUUUUGGAUGUCAUUUGCUGGUUAUGUUCAUUUUAUACUACCACAAAUAAAAGAAGUUGGAAAUGCAAAAAAAGCAACAGGCCUUUUUCUUUUAGCUUGGUUUAUUUUCACAAUAAUAAUGAAUGUUGCUGCAUCUAGAACAUCAAAAUUUUUAUUUAUUGUAUUUUCAGCACUCAAUAUAACAUUUUUAUUAUUAAUUAUUGGAAAUCUUGCUGGUAUAACUUUAUUUAUUAAUAUAGGAGGAUGGUUUGGAAUAAUAACUGCAUUUAUAGCUUGGUAUGGGUGUGCUGCUAUUGUUAUUAAUUCAACUUUCAAAAAAUCACUUUUACCUUUGGGUGUUUCGGCAUAA
Molecule: messenger RNA, 756 nt
Organism: Rotaria sordida
Lineage: Eukaryota; Metazoa; Rotifera; Eurotatoria; Philodinida; Philodinidae
Source: the annotation of a GenBank genome assembly